CUGCCUAUCACGUGCGUCUACUCUCUAGUGUUUGUCCCAGCCACCAACGUGAUCGGUUCCAACUCGCACCUCGACGGCUCUCUGUUGCCGUGCACCGCCCCAGCCAUGGCAGACGAUAACCCAAUCGUGUUCUUCGAUGUUACUUUAGGAGGGGAGAAGCUGGGAAGAAUCCAGAUUGAGUUGUUCAGCAAUGUUGUGCCCAAGACAGCGGAGAAUUUUCGACAGUUUUGCACUGGCGAGACGAAGGGGAGUCGGGGACUGCCGCAGGGAUACAAAGGCUGCAAGUUCCAUCGUGUGAUCAAAGGAUUCAUGAUCCAGGGUGGAGACUUUAUCAACGGCAACGGCACUGGUUCCAGGACCAUAUACGGGACUGAGAAGUUUGCUGACGAGAACUUCAUUCUCAAACAUGACAAGCCUGGUCUGCUAUCCAUGGCAAACUCUGGUCCAAACACCAAUGGCUGUCAAUUCUUCAUCAUUACCGCAAAAACUGGCACACCCCAUUUGGACGGCAAGCACGUCGUCUUCGGCAAUGUAAUCGAGGGUAUGGACGUCGUUACCAAGAUCGAGAACACGCGGACGUUGGCGAACCCAGAAGGAAAGCCGAUGCAGGAUAUUAUGAUUUCACAGUGCGGGGAGAUGUGAGUCUGCUGGACACGUUCACAAAUAGUGGAUAAGAGGCUCGUUUGCUUGGGAGAGUGGAGAGAAGAAACAAAAGGAUGGUCAGUGAAGAUGGUCCCAAGCAUAUGCGCUGUCGCUGUCAGAGGCACACAAAGCUCAGUCAUGGCGGAAGGAUUAGACGGGAUCAUACAUCCAGCGCGUAGAGGAGCCUAAGAACAAAACUCGGUGGAGAGAGCACAACCAGACGGAAGCAACUCACAAUGACCCCCUUUCAACAUCAUACCUGCGUGAACCAAUCAUUGCUUCGUUCACGUGACGCUGCUUAGCUCUCCCAACUUUUCAGUGGAGCCACACG
Messenger RNA from Dothidotthia symphoricarpi CBS 119687, 973 nucleotides. RefSeq lists its product as uncharacterized. Gene Ontology annotation, molecular function: peptidyl-prolyl cis-trans isomerase activity. Lineage: Eukaryota; Fungi; Ascomycota; Dothideomycetes; Pleosporales; Dothidotthiaceae. The record is from RefSeq and is a predicted model, not a curated record. The coding region runs from base 106 to 642 and encodes 178 amino acids. Gene Ontology annotation, cellular component: intracellular membrane-bounded organelle. The transcript has 4 exons. Gene Ontology annotation, biological process: protein peptidyl-prolyl isomerization; protein folding.